Molecule: messenger RNA, 1479 nt
Organism: Pimephales promelas (fathead minnow)
Lineage: Eukaryota; Metazoa; Chordata; Actinopteri; Cypriniformes; Leuciscidae
Product: transmembrane protein 205
Source: RefSeq, a predicted model, not a curated record
CACAGAGAGUUACUACAACUGCAGACCUGUUCCUCCGUCAUCGUACAUUUAUGGUGUUCUACCAACCGGCCAACGACGAUUUGUGAUCGUCCGUGAGUGAGUGAGCGAGGGAGGUGAAAGACGAGAGUGUGCCUGUGACAAUGACUACCGACAGAGAGCCUCCUGUCACUGCUAAACUCCUUCACCUCGUGUUUCUCUCCACCUUCUGGGGAAUGCAGAUAUGGGUCACCUUCAUAUCGGGCUUUGUUAUGGACAACCAUCUAAACCGACACACGUUUGGCUUCAUCCAGAGCCGGCUCUUCCCGUUUUACCUGCAUAUCGGCUCAGCCUGCGCUUUCUUCAACCUCACCAUCUUCGCCAUGUACCAUCCCAGCAACAUGCUGGAUGACAAAGAGGCCUUCCAGAUCUUAAUUUAUUUUGUGUGUGUGACUGUGGCGGCAGUGAACGCCCAGUGGUUUGGUCAGAUGACCUCGGAAAUCAUGGCGGACAUGCACCUGAUUGAGCAGGCCUGUGGAUUGGGUCAGGACAUCGGACUCUCGUCCAAUCGGGAAGCCUACGCCAAGCUGUGCGAGACGGACCCCAAGUAUAAAAAGCUGAGCGGUCGGCUGUGGCUGUACCACCUGCUGUCCUCUCUUUGUAACCUCUGCUGUAUAGUGUGUAACGGAUACAGCCUAUAUUACCUGGCAGAAAACCUUACCACCCUCUGAUGAGCUUUCCUGCCUUAUAGUGGAGUUCUACUCCCACAGUGCAAUGCAAAACCUUCGGUUAGAGUCUGUGUGACUCCGGCAGCGACAGCCUGCUCUCAGGUACUGGAUGACUUCCUGACAAAUCUGCUCAUUCUCGUUAUGGAUUGUCUUUUUUUAAUCUUUGUUGUGCUAGUUUUAGCAUAGAAUAUGUAUAGAGAAUAUAUUUUGUAAAUGUUAUAGAUGGCUGUGGAUAUUUAAAUUAAAAAGAUGACACUGCACGCUUGGGGAAUGAGAAAACAAAAAAACAAAAACGACACGCUUUAUAUGAACAAAAAUGGGAAGUGGAAAUAUAUUUUCUUUUUUUUAUUCUAGAAGUUAUGGUUUGCCUAGGCAAACUCACUCUAUCACAAAAAAAUAUAAUUAUUUGAUCGAAUUAUUUGGUGUGAAUGUAUCAAUAUGUCCGCACACACAAUCUUAUAGUGCACUUCUACAUUUUAACAGGGAUGAAUAUGCUAAUUAUGCUCUCACCUUAAUGUUGAAUUAGAUCUUAAAUAAAAUGCACCCAGCCCAAGUUGUACCACAGUAUACAUACAUAUAUAUAUUUAAAAUAUGCACUACUUGUUAAAAGUUUGGGGUCAAAUAAAUGAAUACUUUAAUUCCGCAAGGACACACUUGAUCAAAAGUUACAGCAAAGACAUAAAAAUGCUACAAAAACGAUUUCUAUUUAAGAAAAAAAUGCUGUUCCUUUGAACUUUUCACUCAUUAAAGAAUUCUGAAAAAAUGUAUCACAGUU